Molecule: messenger RNA, 738 nt
Organism: Poecilia latipinna (sailfin molly)
Lineage: Eukaryota; Metazoa; Chordata; Actinopteri; Cyprinodontiformes; Poeciliidae
Gene: eif5a
Product: eukaryotic translation initiation factor 5A
Exons: 5
Coding region: 102-572 (156 amino acids)
Biological process (GO): positive regulation of translational termination; positive regulation of translational elongation
Molecular function (GO): translation elongation factor activity; ribosome binding; RNA binding
Source: RefSeq, a predicted model, not a curated record
CCCUCCUCUCCGCUUCCUCCGCGGAUGCUGCAGUCAAGUUGGCCGCGCAUGCGCACUCUCGGUCCUCUUUUUGCUCGGAAGCGCCCCAGACCCAUCGCACCAUGGCAGAUCCCGAUCUUGACUUCACGACUGGUGAGUCUGGCGCCUCCGCCACCUACCCCAUGCAGUGCUCCGCCCUGCGUAAGAACGGGUACGUGGUGCUGAAGGGACGUCCCUGCAAAAUUGUGGAGAUGUCCACCUCCAAGACCGGCAAGCACGGACAUGCCAAGGUUAACCUGGUUGGUAUCGACAUCUUCACCAACAAGAAGUAUGAAGAUAUGUGCCCCUCCACUCACAACAUGGAUGUUCCCGCCAUCAAGAGGACAGACUAUCAGCUCGUUAACAUCGCUGAAAGCUAUAUGUCCUUGAUGAGCGACAACGGUGACAUCAGAGAGGACCUGCGCGUCCCCGAAAGCGACAUCGGCAAGGAAAUUGAAUCAAAGUUCGAGGCGGGUGAAGAAUUCAUGGUCACCGUGAUUUCUGCCAUGGGGGAGGAAUGUGCUGUCGCUACCAAGGUCUUGGCCAGCAAAUAGGGAGAUGGACUUUGCUGCCCAGGCAACAAGCACCACCCACAACCAGUCUCCUGCAUUCUCAUUGGUUCUGUCACCAAAGCGUCGGCCUUCACAGACAACCUCAAAUCAUUCUGUUGUAAUUUCUCUCUCAUCAAUGAUCUUUUUAUCCCCUCUCCCUCGCCUCCUC